Lathyrus sativus (Indian pea) is the source of this 1506-nucleotide messenger RNA. The record is from the annotation of a GenBank genome assembly. Lineage: Eukaryota; Viridiplantae; Streptophyta; Magnoliopsida; Fabales; Fabaceae.
AUGGCCGAAUGUCACCGGAGCAACGUUGAUUCACUAGUUCUCGAUCACCGCCACCAUGCCAAAAACACCACCACCGACAACUUCUGCAUCUCCGCCUCUUCGAUCCGCCGCAUCAUUUUUGACGCUGUGAGCUGCGGUGGAACUUCCCGGCACCGACAUCGCCACCACGAGGAACUCCACAACGACAUUGGCUCUUCUACUUCGACGGCAAGCUUUGCAUCCGUUACCGUUUGCCACAAAGAAAAGAAGCAUGUUCAAGAAGAGAAGCAUGAGAAGCUAUUGGAUCUCCUGAACGUACAGGUGCAUGUUACGGAUGCGGAAUCGAAGAAGAAAGAAGAGAUAUUGUUAGAGCUGAAGCAAGUGGUGAAGGAAUUGCGUGAUGAGGAUUCGACGAAGCGGAGAAUGGCGGCGGCGAGAGUGAGGUUACUGACUAAAGAUGAUACCGAAGCGAGAGGCUCACUCGCUAUGCUCGGAGCGAUUUCUCCACUCGUUGGAAUGCUUGAUUCAGAAGACGUUCAUUCUCAGAUCGAUUCUCUUUAUGCAUUACUCAAUAUCGGAAUCGGCAACGAUGCAAACAAAGCAGCGAUUGUAAAAGUUGGUGCUGUUCAUAAGAUGCUGAAGCUAAUUGAAUCACCGGGUGCUGUUGUUGAUUCGUCGGUUUCUGAGGCAAUUGUUGCAAAUUUCCUUGGAUUGAGUGCUUUGGAUUCUAACAAACCAAUAAUUGGAUCCUCUGGUGCAAUACCUUUUUUAGUUAGAACCCUUCAAAAUCUAGAUAAAAAUAGUAAAAGUAGUUCCCAAGUUAAGCAAGAUGCUCUUCGGGCUCUGUACAAUCUUUCGAUCAAUCAGACCAAUAUUUCGUUCAUUUUGGAAACCGAUUUGGUAUUGUUUAUGAUAAACUCAAUUGAAGAUAUGGUAGUGAGUGAGAGAGUCCUUUCGAUUCUAAGCAAUUUGGUGUCAACUCCAGAAGGUAGAAAAGCUAUCAGUGCUGUUAGGGAUGGAAUCACAAUUUUAAUUGAUGUAUUGAGUUGGACAGAUUCGCCUAAGUGCCAAGAGAAAGCUUCAUACAUUUUGAUGGUCAUGGCACACAAAGCCUAUGCUGAUAGGCAAACCAUGAUUGAGGUAGGGAUUGUAUCGGCAUUGCUCGAGUUGACGCUUGUAGGUACCGCAUUGGCACAGAAAAGGGCGUCAAGGAUAUUGGAGUGUUUUAGGGUAGACAAAGGGAAGCAGGUUUCUGGGAGAUGUGAUGGUGGAAACUUAAGUUUAACUGUCUCUGCACCUAUUUGCGCCUCGUCGUCUUCGACGGAUGGAGGAGGUAAAGAGUAUUUAAUGGAGGAGGUGAACAUGAUGAGUGACGAAAAGAUAGCAGUGAAGCAAUUAGUUCAGCAGAGUUUGCAGAAUAACAUGAUGAAAAUUGUCAAGAGGGCUAACUUGCGUCACGAUUUCGUUCCAUCCGAGCGUUUUGCUUCACUGACUUCGAGUUCCACAUCAAAGAGCCUUCCAUUUUGA